AUGCCGACAGUUGAGAACUGCAGAAACAGUCUCAGACCGGUUUCAAACCACGGAAGAUCUGCGCUCAUCUUCAACCAGGCCUACCAAAGCGUCCAACGCUCAUUUGCAGCCGGAACCACCAAAAACAAAGAAUGGAGACGUCGUCAACUCAAACGUGCUUGGUGGAUGGUCGAGGACAAUAAACAGCGCAUCGCAGAUGCCCUAUACGCCGACCUGCACAAGCACUACCAAGAAGCUUACUGUGGCGAUUGUAAGGGUGUCCAGGGAGAUAUUCUCCGCACCUUGGAGAAAUUCGACGAAUGGACCAAAGAUGAAAGACCCUCGAGAUCCGACCCGCUCAACUUCCUGGGACGCACAACGGUGCGCAAAGAACCCCUUGGUGUGACUCUCAUCAUCGGUGCAUGGAACUUCCCUAUCAGCCUCAGCUUACAGCCAAUGGUUGCUGCCAUUGCGGCCGGUUGUGCCGUGAUCCUCAAGCCCUCGGACAUGGCUAGUGCCUGUCAAGAUUUACUAAUGGAGAUUAUUCCCAAGUACAUGGACAACGAUGCGAUCCGGUGUGUUUCCGCAGGGCCCCGGGAAAUGGGAUACAUCCUGGAGCAUCGCUUUGAUCACAUUUUCUAUACCGGUUCCCCAAAUGUUGCAAAGAUCAUCCAUGCAGCAGCAGCGAAACAUUUGACUCCUGUAACUCUUGAACUGGGUGGCCAAUGUCCAGCCAUCGUUGCCAAGUCGGCAGAUCCAGAUCUUACGGCCAAGCACAUCGCGGUCACUAAAUUCAUGAACGCGGGACAGGUCUGCUUGAAUGUGAAUCACGUUCUCGUCCACCCUGUCCUACGAGACCGCCUGGUGGCCGAGUUGAGCCGACACUUCGACAUCUUCCUCGGUGGCAAAGACAACAAACCAGAAUACUACACACACAUAAUCAACGAUCGGAAUUUCGACCGUCUCGAAAACCUGCUCCAGAAGACAUCCGGCAAAAUUGUGUAUGGCGGCCAGCGCGACCGCACAAGUCGGUACUUUGCCCCGACUAUCGUGACAGGAGUCAAGCCCGGCGAUUCACUUCUAUCGGAAGAGAUUUUCGGCCCCAUCCUCCCCAUCAUCGACGCAGACUUCGACACAGCUAUUUCCUUCACACGCAGCGGGGAGCACCCACUCGCCAUCUACGCCUUCACAGCCCAAGAAGCAGACAAGUCUCGCAUCCUGAACGAAACCCAAUCCGGUGGCGUGACUUUCAACGACUGCGCUCUCCAUGUCGCCGGUCGAGACGUUCCUUUCGGCGGUGUUGGGAAUUCAGGCCAAGGUCGUUAUCACGGCCCCCAUGGUAUUCUGACUUUUUCGCAUCUCCGUACCCAUACCAAUGCUCUGCCUUCGUGGGUGGAAUCUCUGAUUGCGGCGCGAUACCCUCCUUACUCAGUGGAUAAGGCUCACAAGAUGAGUCCGCCUGUUACGCCACCAUUUGAUCGGGAUGGUAAUGAUACUACUGGUCGUUCUAAGUGGACUUUUGGAUUGGGAUUACUUGCAUUAUCUGGAUUGAUUGUGGCUCGGCAGGAUCAGAUUGUUGCCCUUGGUUUGAAGUUGCUUAAUUAG
This is a messenger RNA of Penicillium salamii, 1584 nucleotides long. The record is from the annotation of a GenBank genome assembly. Lineage: Eukaryota; Fungi; Ascomycota; Eurotiomycetes; Eurotiales; Aspergillaceae.